This is a messenger RNA of Hemicordylus capensis (graceful crag lizard), 11689 nucleotides long. It is a transcript of the gene RAB11FIP4, whose product is annotated as RAB11 family interacting protein 4. Gene Ontology annotation, biological process: endocytic recycling; regulation of cytokinesis. Lineage: Eukaryota; Metazoa; Chordata; Lepidosauria; Squamata; Cordylidae. The transcript is spliced from 16 exons. The coding region runs from base 130 to 2127 and encodes 665 amino acids. The record is from RefSeq and is a predicted model, not a curated record. Gene Ontology annotation, molecular function: calcium ion binding. Gene Ontology annotation, cellular component: recycling endosome membrane; cleavage furrow; midbody.
CAUUCUCUGGCUGCUCAGGCUGAAGGCAGCGGCAAGAACAGCUCGUAGGAGCCGCUUGCGAUCAUGGCUGCUGCGGUGGGGUGGAAGAGCCUCUCGCCCGCGGCGUCCAGCUAAUCCCCGGAGGGCGCGAUGGAGCCCAGUGGUCUCGGGGAGCCACCGAAUCUGAUGCAGUUCCUGCGGAAACUCAAGGAAGUCUUCGAUGUGUGUGAUGAGGACGCCGACGGCUUCAUCCGAGUGGAGCAUUUCGUCGCCCUGGGGCUGCAGUUUGGCCAAGGGGAUGAGGUGGAAAAAUUUGCCAAAUACUUGGAUCCAAAUGAUUUGGGCAAGAUCAACUUCAAAGAUUUCUGUCAUGGAGUGUUUGCUAUCAAAGGCUGUGAAGAGUUAUUGAAGGAUGCUUUGUCGGCUGAAAGCCUCGGGCCUCGGCACUACGAGACAGAAUAUGAGGAUUAUUACUAUCAGGGUGCUGAAAUCCAAGAGGGUGGCUAUUUGGACACUGAAAGUGCAUACAGCGAGUCCUUUCUCUUUCCUAAUGCAGACAACAUGACCUUGGCCCAGCAGGAGGUCCACCAUGAGUCUGAUAUGGACAGUGCCAUUGAGAGUGCUCACAGCUCAGAAGCGUUGGAUGUCUGUAGGAGUGAGGAGAAGGAUGGUGUCCUUGGUGGCCUCUUCUUGCCUGGAGAUAAGUCAAGCCCCCUCAACCCUUCUGCAGCAUCUGACCUUUCAACCUAUUCCACUGCCUCUUUGAUUAGUAAUGAAGAACAGUUUGAAGACUAUGGAGAAGGGGAUGAUGUGGACUUUACUCCCAGUAGCCCUUGCCCUGAUGAUGAAAGCAGAACAAAUGCUUACUCUGACCUUGGCUCAUCCGUUUCUUCCAGUGCUGGCCAGACCCCAAGGAAAAUGAGGCAUGUUUAUAAUAGCGAGCUGCUGGAUGUCUACUGCACACAGUGCUGCAAAAAGAUCAACCUGCUUAAUGACUUGGAAGCCAGACUGAAAAACCUAAAAGCGAACAGUCCAAACAGGAAGAUAUCUAGCACAGCUUUUGGAAGACAGCUUUUCCACAACAGCAACUUCAGCAGCAGCAAUGGCAGUACAGAGGACUUGUUCAGAGACAGCAUAGAUUCGUGUGAUAACGACAUAACGGAAAAGGUGACAUAUUUAGAGAAGAAAGUGACAGAACUGGAAAAUGAUAGCAUGACAAAUGGUGACCUGAAGAGCAAAUUGAAACAGGAGAACACACAGCUAGUCCACAGAGUUCAUGAACUGGAAGAACUACUGAAAGACCAAGAGACAUUAGCUCAACAAACUCUGGAAGAAGAGAUAAAGAGGCACAGAGAAGCAUACAGCAAGUAUGAAAAAGAGAAGAGCACAGAAAUUGAACUGCUAAAUACAAGGGUUCAACUGCUUGAUGAAGAAAACUGUGAGCUCACAACCACAGUCUUACGACUGAAGUCUCAAACUGAGAAACUGGAUGAGGAGAGGCAGCGGAUGUCAGACAGAUUAGAAGAUACCAGUCUGAGGCUCAAAGACGAGAUGGAUUUGUAUAAAAGAAUGAUGGAUAAACUGAGACAGAACAGGCAGGAAUUUAACAAGGAAAGAGAGGCUACCCAGGAGCUUAUUGAGGAUUUGCGGAAGGAGCUGGAACACCUGCAGUUGUACAAGCUUGAAUGUGAGCGGCCUGGCCGAGGCAGGAGCUCUUCCUCUAGCUUGAGCGAAUUCAAUGCAAAGACGAGAGAAGUGGAAAUGGAGCAUGAAAUUAAGCGGCUAAAGCAGGAGAAUCAGAAACUCCGUGACCAGAAUGAUGACCUUAAUGGGCAGAUCCUUAGUCUUAGUCUUUAUGAAGCCAAAAACCUUUUUGCAACACAGACGAAAGCCCAGUCGUUGGCUGCGGAAAUCGACUCUGCCUCCAGAGAUGAGGGCGAUAUUGUGAAGGAGUUUUUGCAUGGGAACAGGGGAGAACAGCAGAAGAUGCAAGAGGUUUCUAAGGUUUAUGAACUUCCAGAACCUCUAAAGCUCAUGGAAGCCCUUAAAGAACAGGAGGAGAUCAAUUACAGGUUGCGCCAAUACAUGGACAAGAUCAUCCUAGCCAUUCUAGACCAUAACCCCUCCAUCUUGGAAAUCAAAAACUGAAGACCUGGAGCAGGAAGGGAAACAGGCAGAGACAUGUACCUGAUAACAUGCCACUGGAUCCAAACACCACUCUGCUACUGUAAAUGAACCUAUAAAUAUAUAUAUAUAUAUAUAUUAGAGAGAGAGAGAGAACUUGUGUGGAUACACAGGACAUGUUUAUAUGAGGUUUGGUACACUUUGUCUGUGAAUCAUAAUUUGGCUUGGUCAGUUUUCAUGCACUUUCACCACUUGGGGGGAAAAAGACUGUUACUGGAUUGUAAUGAAAUAACCGUGUAACUGGAUUUGCACUGUUUUAAGAUACUGGACAAAAAAAUGACACUACCUCUAGUUGCAAGGAUAAAAGACAAUGGAAACCAAUUGCGUGCCAAUUCUCCUCCUCCACCUCAUACCUUCCCCCUCACUCCCUGUGAAUAAUAUUGAGUUUCAUCUCUUAUCAGUAGUCCUCCCUCAUCUUCCCCAAAAUAUGUUGCAUGUCCAGACUGAAUUCACUGGUGCUGACUACGUUGUUUUAGCUUUUGCUGGAGUUGUGCUACUGAAGCCACAAGAAGAUAAGCAACGUCUGCUUCUCCAAAAAGAAUGUAUGUAUGAUACAAAGGGGGAAAGAGAACUUUAGAGAAUUGUUCGAUAUUUUUAAUUUCUUUCUUUGCCUCUUUCAGCAGAAAGCACUUUUGGUAUCCAACCGUUCUGGCUAUUGAUUCUUUAGAAUGGUUGGUGGUCUGCAGUAUUGCACAUAUUGUAUGUGCAAGCAUACAUGUGUGUAAAUGUGUUGCCAGUGUACUCCUGAGCUUCACCUCUGAGAAUCUGUUUUCCUUAUAUCUUUUUGUGCUUCAAGUUUAUCAUCAGACCCCCAAAGGGUUGCUGCCCUAGCUUGGGUUUCUAACUGCACCAGACAAGAAAUACAGGCAGACUUUGGGCUAAGAGAAUUUCACUGUACUGUAAAAAUGUGGAAUGGCCACAGAGGACAACUUAGUCACCCUAUAAGGCAGAGGCAGGCAACAUACGGCUCUCCAGAUGUUGCUGAACUACAACUCCCAUCAUUCCCCAGUUUCCUCACAGCUGGGGAAGAUAGGGAUUUGUAGAUCAGUAACAUCUGGAGAGCUGCAUGUUGCCUGCCCCUGCUCUAAGGGCUGCAAGCGUUUCAUGGGUAGGGGCUCUGUGUAGCCAUCUUGACAAGCAGGGAUCCAACAGGUUUUUGUUUGUUUUUGGUACAGCUGCAUCUCAGUGCUUGCAAGAGCUUUCCCUGCUGAUAUCUGCCUGUUACACACUCAUUAAGGGCAGAAAGCCCUUAAAGGUACACAUUAAUUGAGAAAAGGUGGCAACCCUGUGUCCAUUACUUGACUAAACAAGCAUUCGUUGACUUUUAGGUGGUCUUUGACCGAAAUGAACUCUGUUGCACAACAGAGUUAAAAUAGCACAUGUGUUCCCUCUCUCUCUCUUUCAGUGUUGCUUCAAUGUUGAAAGAGAACUUGGCUACAUAUUACAAAAUUCACUCCAGGUGGUGGUGCUCUUGCUGUGUUUUGUGAGUCCUAGAAAACGGAGACAAUUGUAUGCUUGUUUGGUAGGUGACCACUCCGGGAGCAGUCACCCGCACCAAGCCGCACAGUUUGUCCAGGGUUAUUGAGAAGCUGCUGCUGCUGCCUCUGCAGUCUGAGAGCACUCUCCACUUCCUUCUGUAGUUAAAAGGCAGUAGUUAAACACAGUCAUCCAGUUCUUCACUGUGUUUUUCAGCCCAGUCCAUAUGAAAGCCCACCCACCCCCCAUCACCCUGGCAUACUGUAGGGACAUCAGUAGGGAAGUGGUGGCAUGUGCAUAGACUAAAGUGGCAACCGGGUUUGUCUGUUCAGUGAAGAGAUGCCUCGUCAGGACCACUUCAUACAUGCUUCAUUCCCUGGACAGAAGGUGCUUCUGUGUAGGGAAGUAGCAUGCACCCUGCAUGCAUAUUGUUGCAUAUGACGAUCACACACAUACAUAUGUGCACAUAGUGCAAUACGAACAUUUAUUUAUAAGUAUAAAGAUCACAUGUGGUGGCCUACAUGCAGGUUUCAUGCUGUUUUCUACACCAAAGUGUUACGUGUAGAAAAUGCAUAAAUUUCAAGGAUAACUGUCUUUCUUCAUUUAUAUUGAAUUUUUCCCCUCCCUAACUGAUCACAGCCUACCGUUCCAUGUUAAAACAUUUGGAUUUUAAACAUGCACUAAAUUUAAUCGGUAUAACUAAUUCUUAGGCAAGGAACUGUAACUACCAAAAAUAAAUUUGAAAGGCUGAAUCUGUUGGUAUUACUCACUUGGAUCUUUUAUUCUAAAUACUAAAAAUAUUUUAAAAGGAAAAUUAUAAAAGUAUUCUAAAUACUAAAAAUAUUUUAAAAGCUUCUCUCUCCUUCUUACAAACUAUAUUAACCACUUAGAAGAAACACUUCCAAAUCUCUUCUGAUUUCUAGGCAUGUGGAGAUUGUCCUGUGAGGAGAGGUCUUCUGUGGCUAAGUACUCCACAUUUGAACAAACUUUUUACUUUUCAGCCCACUCCUUAUGCUGUUGGCUGUUUGUCAGAAUUCUGUUUCCCUCUGUUUAUGUGGAGAAGAGAUGGGAAAUAAGCACAGAGACGUCUGCCUUUCUUUAAAAUGUAAAAUUGGUUAGGGAUGAGCUGUCUGAUUGUAAGCAACCUGAUAUUAUUCCAUGUGCUGAUAGCAUUUAUGGUGGACAUGUGAAAUCUUGUGUUUAUGCCUAGCCUUUGUUGUUGAGAUAGGAUUAGAAAUGUGUUGACUGUAUGUUGGUAGAAGGCUCAAGAUGCAAGCAGAGCUUGGGGAUUAUUUGCCAAAGUCAGUCUGGGGUUUUGGUGCCUUGAAUCCUCCUUGGUGUCCUGGCCUUCCUCCAUAGCUACAGAUUACUUUUCCAGUUUAAUGACCAAUCCUGUGGCUUGAAUGCAGCUGGGUCCUAGCAUUAGAUGCAUUCAUGUGAAUCAGUUGUCCUAGAGUAAUUCUUGGUUCUCCCAUAGCACUCCAAAGCAAUGUAUUAGGAUCUCCUUGGUAUCAAACAACUCCAAGACAUCCAUGGCAAAUCUUCCAAAUUACAGAUGGUCUAGAAACAAAAUCACCAAUUAUCCUCUUUGGAAAUAUAUUUGGAACAUAAAAUUUUGAAAAUAAAUUUGGAACAAGGAAAGACCAAAUGUUGGGUACAGCAACAUUCAGGGAGCAAGCAUAGCAGUGCAUAAUUCUGUAAAAAGCAAAGAAGGUUCUGGGUUGACCAUGUAUUUUUCACAACAGGGAAGAAGGUACAUGGUGUGGUGGUUUCCCUUGAAUUGGCUAAUAAAGUAAAAUCUUAAUACAUGAAGCUAAAUUCCAUAUAAGCUUAAUUCAGGUGAGUGCUGCCAUGUACAUUGUGGUGAUGCCUUAACGGGCCACCUUGCUGGUAGUUCAAAAUACAUCUGGCCCUUGUUAUUCACUGGGGUUCCAUUCUUGCCUACAGGCAUUAAUAUGGAAACCGUGAAAAACAAAACCUCGAAUCAGUAGGAAUAGGGGGGGGGGGUUUAGGUUCCUAACGAAAGAGGGGAAAAGGGCCAAAAACAAGAGUGGCAGAAAUAAGAGAAGAAAAGGACAGUAUCUUAUUCUCCAACAAUUCCCCCUCCCAAUCCUGAAAGUGGUUGAAUAUUUACCUUUUUUUUUUUUUUAAGAACCAUAAAAUGGCUUUUUGUUGGAAAAUGGUGGCCGGAAAUGAUAUCAGAAGUUAUUUCUGAUCACUCGACACCUAUUUUUCUAUCCACAGAUAAUGAAACUGGGUCUCUAGAACCCAAUCACAGAUACGCAAAACCGUGGAUAUGAAGUCUGCAGAUAACGAGGGUCACCUGUAAACAACAAAUUAGUGUGUGAAUAUGUUCUAGCCACCAGUAUUCCUGCUAAAGUGUGGGCACACACAUUUUUUAUGUCCACUCAGUUAAUUUUAGAUACCACUCAAUGGACUGGGAAGGUCCCACUCUGAAUAUAUGUGUGCACACACUGCCAUCCAGAACAAAACUCAUUCUGCACACUGAUGAAAAAUAUUAGAGAGAACACUGAUUGCUACCUCCUGAGACAGAGACUCUGCAUAUUUCUGUAAUAGCUCCAUAUCAGAAGAAUAUGCUUCAAGUGUUGAUUCUCUUACUAGGUGCCACCUGCCUUUCCUUUUCUCCCACCUGUUGUUGUAUCAGUUGUAGCAUUUCCGAUCUGCAAUGAGGUGGGCAGGUAGAAGAGAGGUUUCGAGACUAACGGGAAAGAUAUUGGCAAAAUCAAGACAGCCCUGCCCCUGCUCCCCAUUAAAAACUUGAACUAGAGUUGUAUCAAUAUCAAAAGACAGGACUGGUGGAACUUGGUAAUAUUAUAUAAAAAUCUGACAUAAACUUUGUAAUAGUAACAAAACAUUGUGUUAACAAAAGAACUUUCAGAAAAUCUGUUGGAUCUUUCUUUAAUUAUGGUUUCGACAGAGUGAGAAUAGCAAAUGUGUUAGUACUUCAAAAUUAAGCUUCCUAAUGCCGACUAUUACUUUUACUUGCAGCACCAUUUAAACUUCUCUGAACAUCACCUCUGCAUUUGACACUUCAAUCUGAAUUUGGUCCAUCACAUCACUGCUUCCUUUUUAGUCACACAGUCAUCGUAAAAAUCAGAUACAAUGCUGAAUUAUUAUUUUUCAGUGCACAUUAAGGGGAUCUGCAAAAUGGUGAGCAUGGGCUGAAGCCAUUACUCUAUCCCUUUAAUGGUCUUUGGAAUGAAAGAUCUUUUUUAAAAGCAUAUUGCACGAUAUCCACUCUGCGUAAACAAAAAAGUGUGAUUAGUAUCCAGAUUAAUGCUACACCUGCAUAAAUUCCUUCCAUGAACAGAAUUAGUACUGGCACAUAUCUAGAUAUUGCCCACUUUUUUCAAGUGAACACAGGAAGCUGCUUUAUACUGAGUCGGACCAGUGAUCCAUUGAGCUCAGUUUUAUGUACAAUGAUUGGCAGUGGCUCUCCAGGAUUUCACAAGGGUCUUUCCCAGCUCUAAUUGGAGGGGUCAGGGAAUGAACCAUGGACUUCUGAAUACAAAGCAUGUGCCCUGCCAUUGAGCUAUGCCCCCAAGUGUUACACUGACCACUCUUGAUGGUAGAUAAAGUGUUCUCUAACUAUAGCAUAUGUCCCAACACUUCCAGUGAUUUUUCAGUAUAGGAGCAUGCUGAUUUCAUUCACAUGGGCUAACAGGGCUGGUGGAAGCAGAAUGAAUUUGCAAGUUUGAUUUCAUAGAGGUUUUAACUGAGUCAUUUAUUCUUUAGAAGUUGAAGGAAUCAGGUACGUUGAGAUUUGAGAAGAAUGAGGGGAGAUGUUGGAAGAGAGAAACUGCUUGCUUUAGCUGGGGGGCAGAAAGUGAAGUAAUGAGUGGAAACUGCAGGAAGAAUUUUAAAACAUUGAGAAUAACAAUUCUGACUUGGAGGACAGGGGAGAUGUUGGGAGAUGUUGCAGGAAAUAUUUAAAUUAGAGUGGGUAAGCAUGUGUCUGAGAACGCUUAUGUUGGGUUAUACCAGAUUCAUUACAAGGAGGUGGAUGUUGACUUGGGGGGCCUUAACCCAAGACCUUUAUUCAAGACAAUCUUUAAAUGGGCUUUCAUGAUUAACAUGCCAAUGUUUUUGUCUAUGUUCAGCUAUCGAUGUUUAUGAUGUUGCACAGAGAUACGGAUGAUUUUUUUUCCCCCAUGGCCAACUGUCUUCUGUGGUACCUGAGUGCCUUUGACUUUGUGCAGCUGGCCAUUUUUGAAGGGUGGGAGAGGUACUUCAAUGGCUGGUUAUCAGUGCAGCUUUUAGAUUCCAGCAAGCUAUGCUUGUCUCUGGUCCUGUGUUGGAAAUGGCUCCCCAAACAGGAGCAAUUUCCAAAUAAUGGGUUAGAGCCAGCAGAUAUUGGAAGGCUUGUUGGCAGGUCAUCAGAUGGGGAUUGGGUGCCUUGCAUACUAUAUAAUGCACAGUUAGGGAAAUGAGAGGAACCAACACUGCCAAAAGAAAACAAAAUUUUGCAGGGAAUUCUAAAACGUGGGGUGGGGGAAUUUGCUAAGCUAUGUACAUAUGAGGAAAGGUUGAAGAAGAUGAGUUUAAUUGGGGGAGAGAAAACUGAGGGGAUCCAAAUAAUACAUACCAGAGGGUUGCCUUAAGUAGGAUAGUGAUGCGUCCAGCUCUGUGUCUGCCAUGGGCAAGGAAAGAAAGAAAAAUCAAACUGCUGCCCAAAACAUUGAGGUGGUUUAUUGCGUAGAACAUUCUAAUUGUAAGAGAAACAUGUUGCCAACUGGAUUAUAGAAUCCUUAUCACUGGGAGUCUUAAAGAGCAGGCUUGGCAAAUGAUUGGUGAGUGCAAGCUAUGAAGCAGGAGAUGUAGCUGGGUGAUCUCCUAAAGUUUGUUCCAUUCAAGAGGUCCAUCACUGGAGAGGAAGGUGGACUGGUGCUUUUCUCUCCCACAAAGGUGCCUUAGGUAGAAUUCCUGUUGCUGACUGAGUAUUGACCCAUCAGGUCCCAUCCAUCUGUAUUUGUUCAUGAUUCUGUGAGCUGGUUCAGAUUGUACUGAAUGGUUAGACUCUUGCAAAUAAUAGCACUUGAGCAGACUGACGGAAAGGAGUGGUAAAAGAUUGCAACUCCUCGUCCUUGCUAUUUUUCUAGUUUCGGAGGAGAAGCUGUAAUCUUGUAAAACCUCCUUUCUCUGGCACUGCAAUAUCGUCUGAACCCACUGAUCCAGGACGAUGGCAAAAGGUAUUCCUGGCUUAUUUGACUUCCCAUUCUGUGAAGAGAUCUUUAAUCCAGUCUGCAGGGAGGCUGUUGGUGUAAUUCAGAGACCAACUGUAACCCAGCUUUAGGUUUUAAGUCUGUGGUGCAAUGCUUUUCUACUCCACAAUACAGAAACUCAUGUGCUAGACUGAAAGGUCAUUCAUAUGACCCAGAACAGCAGAGUCGGGGAGGGCUAGGGGGAAGGUAGGAGUGCUCUUACCUCCCCCACCCCAAUCUCUCUUCUUGGGGCCGCACAGCUCAUGUGCCCACACUAGCUGUGCUCCCCGGAGUCACAUAGCCAUCUGGAGGCUGGGGAAAUGUAGCCUGGUCUCCAGGAAUCCCACAAUGCACCUCACAAGGAGCACAGUGCAUUGCGGGAUUUCCCUGCAAGCUGGGCACUCCAGGCACCCAGCUCUGUAGCUGCUCGGGCUGCAGGCCGCCCAAGCAGAAACACAACUGGGUACCAAGGUAGAAGGGUGCGCUUGCACCCUUUAACCUUGGUAAUAGCCUGGGAGGGAACUCAGACUCCCUGGUUGGGUAGUGCGGGGCAGCAUUCCACACGAGCAGCCCUGCCUGAGCUGUGCAAGCCUGGGUAGGGCUGCUGGUGUGAACAGCCUUAAGAGUGUCAGUAUGGUGGGGGCGGGUAGGGUAACUUCAGGGUGCUUGUGGCCCUCCCACAACUAGAAAUGGGUGGGAAGAAGAGAGAAGGAGAAACUGCCAAUCAUGUUUUCUAUACUUUGGGGGUCAGAAUUUUAAUGUGUUUGCUUGGUUGGACAUCUGCUGAUGGAGCUUCAGGUGUGUAUGCUAUACAGACACAGUCCCCUUGAGCCAGGAGUGUGCACAGAAUGCCACGCAGAAUGGGGCAGAUAUGGUUAGAAUAAGUAACAGACUAGCAAAUGUUGGCGAAAGCAAGCUGUUCGUUUUGGCAUGAGUGGAUGGGUUGAUGCAUUAGUGGUUACUAAGCCAAAGGCCUGAGAGGUUUUUUAAACUGUGAAAAGGAUACCUGCGUCUGUGAAUAGCAACAAGUUGCCAUUGGUGGUAUAAAACAAUGUGGACCAUAUUGGAAAUCUCAGUUAAGACACAUUCACUAUAGCAAAACUUCCAUGGGUAUUAUGGUGCUGACUUGAUAUGACUAUUAUGGAUGUAGUAGAGUGGUUAGACAGGAAUGCCCAAAAGAAAGGAGACUUUGGCACUGUGAUGCUCUGAACGAUGGAAUACAGGAUGUCUAGCAAUCUCCUGUGUCUGUCAUUUAAACCUGUCACGAGACUUGGGAACUGAUAUUCAAAUCAGCAGGGAUAUGUAGAUUAUAUAGCCAUGCAUAUGUAUUUGUGUGACCAAACUCCCAGGUAUCCCCAGGUUCAUUGAGCUACAGUGACACAGGUUGAGUCAGAGUUUAAAAACAUUUCAUGUACUUAAACUUGUGCGAGAGAGUAGAUAACAGAAUUUGAAAAUAUGUUAAUUUCAUGUCUGAUUUGCGGAGUGCUAGGCUCUCCUUCACUGGAGGUUUUCAAACAGUCUGGGCAGCCAUCUGUCAGGAAUGUUAUAGCAGAAGACCUCCAGGGUUCCUUCCAGCUCUGAAAUUCCAUGAUUCUGAAAGUUUUGAUUUGGAUUCUGAAAACCACAACCUUAAUUUUCAUUUUGAAACUCCAGUGAGGAGCUUGGCAGCCAGAAGCAAGCUUUGGACCUAAGUAGUGUGAGAUGCAGCAAAGGUCAACAUUCUGGCUGCUAACAUCUAGGUGUUGCCAUUCGUGUGGGAAUGGUAGCAGAUGAAACUGAUUUUGGAAAAUCUAUCAAAAUAUUGCCCUUGUCCACACUUCUUUUCCAGUUCUAGCAAAGCUGUGAGUACCAGGGAAACAUCUUCACACACUGCCAAGAGAAUGGGGGAAUGCUGCAACAUUUCCAUUCAGCUGACUGUAAUCCUAACCAUGCAUAUCUUCGGUGUAAUCCCUUGGCUUUAUUAUUUCUCACCUUCACUUGUAAAACCAACCCUCUGCCCUUUGAAGCUAGCAGGACAGGGGAAAAUAAGCAGCUUCAGCCCAUGUGUGAAACACACACACACACACACACACACACACACACACACACACACACUCUCACUCACUCACUCACUCACACUAGUUAUUCUACAAGGCAGGUCAUACUGUACAUUGCACUUCCAGUAUGUUUCAGUAUUGAUAAUAUACUGAGAAUUACUGUAAACUUCUAUCAUGGGAGCCAUUAGUUUUGCUUUGUUGCACAGAUUGUACGUAUGAGUAACAGUUUUUAAAAAAAUUGUUUUGCAUGAUUCUAGUUUUUAGUAUUUGUGCCUUUGACUUGCCUGUCAUAAGUGUGUACAGAUUUCUUUUUUCACAUUUGAUCAGCUCUUUGCCACAGGUUUUAUAUAUUUUGAUAGUCAUUUACUGUUUGAUUUUGUUCAUUCUUCUUCUGGCAUUUGUUUUCCAGUCUCUUGUAAAUGUGUAUAUAUGAAAUAGAACCGGGUUUGUAUUUCAUGUGCCUCAAUAGGAUGUAAACCACACACACAAAUAUUCAUUUUGUACAGAUUUUUUCCUUUCUCUUCUCUUAGAAGCACUAAUUCUUGUCUUGAGUAUUUAGCAACUGGAAAAUAACUAGAUAUGUCUUAUUUCAGAAAUGUGUUGAAUGGAAGGAGUAACUCUCUUGUCUUUUUGUAAAAGCAGUGUCACACACACAAGCAAACAAUGCUGUAAUCCUUCCUGGUUUGUUGUCUUAUUUAUGGGUUACAUCUAUUUUGUCCAUUUUUAGAGUCUGGAACAAAUUAAAUUGAUGGCUUACCCUCCCAAACCAGAAAUACAGUUUAUUCACUUUAA